This is a messenger RNA of Daphnia magna, 1109 nucleotides long. RefSeq lists its product as uncharacterized. The transcript has 5 exons. Bases 87 to 875 code for a protein of 262 amino acids. Gene Ontology annotation, cellular component: nucleus; transcription regulator complex. Gene Ontology annotation, biological process: regulation of transcription by RNA polymerase II. The record is from RefSeq and is a predicted model, not a curated record. NCBI's taxonomy places the organism in Eukaryota, Metazoa, Arthropoda, Branchiopoda, Diplostraca, Daphniidae.
AACUUAAAUCUCGCUAGUGUUGACUUCUGUGAUCUCAAUUUUAAAAUUCUGCUAUUCUUUUCUGGAUAGUUGUUUACUGAAUUACUAUGUCUCCUCCAGGUGUUAACAAACAGUCCCCGUCAAAAAACUUCAACUCGCCAAAAAAGAAGUCACCAAAGAAAAGAAACAAGUCUUCAAGAAAAUGGUGUGAGGAAGAACGUGAACUUUUAAUAGAAGCAGUCAAGAAAUACCCGUGUCUCUAUGACACAAACUCCAAAUCCUACAAAGACAUAACAGUGAAAACAAACGCCAAGUUAGAGAUUUCACACCUUUUUGAAAAUUGCACUGUGGAAGAUGUGACCACUCAGUGGACACAGCUUGUAGAUAAAUUCAGAAGAGUUAGGAAGGUGUCCAACAUCGAGGAUCCAACAGGGACUUCCACAGAAGAUUCAAGGCACCAACUUCCGCAGUGGGACUUGUACCACACAAUGUCUUUUCUGGACGAACACAUUAAACAGAGAGCCAGGUUUACCAAUCUUUCUUCAGCAAAGGUACUACAUAUUGAUUUAGUUCAAGAACGUGGUGUGGAUCAAAUGGAGAAUGAAGAAAUUGGAAAUACUGACAAAGACAAUGUACUCUAUUGGAAUGACGUGUCCUUCGUAUCAGUAAACGAUACACAGUCACUAACUCUAGACAACGAAUCCCUUGUUAACAGCGAAGAUUCUCUACAAAUUUCAGAUUUCAUGAAUAGAUCGUGUACGAAAAAUGUACUGACAGCAAAAAAAAACUGGAUUCCAUUUCUUCAAGUCAAAGCCAGAAAGCUGGCAAACCUACUACUAUUAUUGACUCAAAGACAUCAACUGAAAGUCGACCACAAGCCUUUCCAAAAACAUUGACACCCACUCCUUCAACUUCAUCGUCUGAUGCUCUUCCAAGUUAUCCUGAUAGCCGUAUAAAGCGCAAACGGAAAUUAGAAGAGUCUGAAGCGGAAAAAAUAUUUCAUCGCUGGUGUCGCAGUUGAUUAAUGAUAAACCAAAUCAUACUGUGAUAGAGAAAACAGAAGAACUUGACGCAGUGACAAAGGAGUGGAGAAAUUAUUGCAAAGUUUUUGCCGAUAAAGUUAUAAGUGC